AUGGCCUCCGCGACUGAAUCUGAGUCUGAUGAUGACUCUGGGCUGGUCUCGCGUUCAGAUGAGGAUCUGUGGGGGCUACUUCCCCGCAAAUUUCGCCUGGAUUAUGGCAGGGACGCGGGUCAGGUCCCGGAUGCAGGGCUACUUGCUUUCCUUUUUGCCCGCAAAGAAGACCUCCGCGAUGUCAUGAAGAAGUACUGUCCUGGAGACGGGCUGGUCACUGCAAUUCAAGCCUUUAUGAUUCUGCAGUCUAGGGCUUUACCCCGUGCGCAACGACAAAACAAGCGGCGCGGGCUUGUGGACCCUGCGUGGCAGAAAGUGGCGUUGGCAAAGCGAAUGUCUUCAGAUUCAUCUAGCGUUUCAGGCUCAGCAGGUUCUUUGGGCUCUUUGUCUUGGCUUCUCAAACACUCUGGCGCACGGAGACAGCGCCGCGCGUGGCCGACACGAGCUGCCAAAAAGUUGGCAGAUUCCGAGCUGGGGCUUACUCGCGCAGCCAUCGAAAAGGCAGAAUUGGAGCGCUGGCGCGGGCAACUGGUAGAACUGUUGCUGGAGUCCAAUGUUCCUAUGACUCAGCAAGCUAAGAUGGCUUCCAACCCAUCCGCCGCUAUCGCAGCUUCUCUGGGCAGCAUGCGGGCUUCGACUAUUCGUAAGCGUGUGCGCGAAUGGAAGAAGUUGAGAGCGUUUUCCUUAGGCCUGAGUGGAUCUCCUUGGCCUGCGCAUGUGGGUGUAAUCCUAGAUUAUUUACAAGACAGACUGGCGGAGCCGUGCGGACACACUGUGCCAAGUGCUAUUCUGGAGGCAUUGGCCUUCAUGGAAAGGACAGGGGGCUACGGCGCCGGCGAACGCCUAGCUGACUUACAGCUCUUGAAGAACUACGUCAAUCAGGCGACUCACGACCUUGAGAUUGGGGCGGCCCCGACGAAGAAAGCUCCUCUGAUACCGCUAAUGUUGGUUGGAGCUUUGGAGUUGCUGGUCGUAGAUGAGUCUGCGCCCUUGUUUGCUCGAGGAUAUGCGUUCAACAAGCUCCUGAAACUGUGGACAGCAUGCAGAACCAAUGAUCUGAGCGGCCUGAACCCGUCCUCAUUGAGCCUCACCAGGUUUGGCUUGCAAGGCCUUCUUGAGAGAACCAAAACCACGGGUCCCGGCAAGCGUGUGCGACAUCUUCCUAUAUAUGUGAGUGCUUCUGUGGGUUUCAUGGCUUCUGACUGGCUGGAAACAGGCAUGCGUGUGUGGUCACAUGAGGCGAUGUCUUUUGAACGAGAUUAUUUUUUGCCGAUGCCUAAUGCGGACUGGUCUGGAACUAGACGGGCCAUGGCUGACUAUGCGGAUACUGUUGGUCUGAGCCAGCAAUUGUUCCGCAACCUGCGUUUGCCCAUGAAGCAGGGCUCCUCCUGGCAUCUGUCAGAUCAGCCACUGCUGCCACUACCAGAGGUCAGAACUUUCUGGAAGGAGCAUUCAGAAAGGAAUUGGCUUACUAGCCUUCUGGCAUUGUGUGGGGUCAGCGCCGACUUACGCAAUUACGUCGGUCGUUGGCACAUAGCUUCCUCCGCAGAUGAGUACCUUCGUACUGCGAAACGUGUGAUACAUGGAAUGCAGGAACAACUCAUGAAUACAGUUUGUGGCGACGAUGUGUGGGACCUGCGCAAUGUAGGGCUGGAUGAACUGCAUGCUUAUCUAACUGACAGGGAGGUCCCUACUGAGCAAGCAGACUUGUUAUGCCAGCAGUUGCACCUUGUGCCAGCUUGGUGCGCGCGAGCUCCGGAGCCUGUCGUGGAAGUUCUGGCAGCUGCGGCGGAGCCUGUGCUGGACGAGGAUAAGGAUCUGGAAGCAGAGUCUGCGCCUUACUUUGUGACCGUUGUCGGCAAGAAGAAGCUUCGUCGUCUACAUCGUUUUGGCGGCUGCGGAGUGAGCUCCAUAGAAGUUCAAGAAUCCGAGCCCGUGUGGCGUCUGCGUGGCACAGCUUAUGAUCUUGCUUGUCGGCAUUGUUGGAAAGCAGGUGAUGUGACUCUUUCCGAAGCCGAGGAAGCAGAUGACUCGGGCAGUUCCAGUGAGUCGGACAACUCUCCGGCAGCUUGA
Messenger RNA from Durusdinium trenchii, 2073 nucleotides. The record is from the annotation of a GenBank genome assembly. NCBI's taxonomy places the organism in Eukaryota, Dinophyceae, Suessiales, Symbiodiniaceae.